Messenger RNA from Erythranthe guttata (spotted monkey flower), 2455 nucleotides. RefSeq lists its product as uncharacterized. NCBI's taxonomy places the organism in Eukaryota, Viridiplantae, Streptophyta, Magnoliopsida, Lamiales, Phrymaceae. The record is from RefSeq and is a predicted model, not a curated record.
CUCUCUCACUCAUCACUUUCUCUCUCUAUGUGCAGUCUUAAACCGUGAAAACUGACCCCUUAUCUUCUUCAUCUUCUUCCUUUUUUUCAUCUCGUACGAUUCACAUUUUCCUCAGCCAUAGAUUUUUUCUUUUUUCUUUUUUACAAAUAAUAAAUCUCUGAAAAACCCUCAUCCCUUCAUCUCCAAUCCAUUUUCCCACCACCAAAAAAUACCGAAAAAGUUUAUUACAUUUAAGAAAAUAAAAAAAAAUAUCAAUGGCGAAGAAGAAAGUUUCACAGUCACACCAGGAGAAGCCAUUGCAGAAGCAAGACGAUUCCGUGAAAGCAGCGGCGAAUCAAGAGGUGUCGCCGCCCAUGGAUUCCGAGGCUUCAGAAAAGCUCGAGAGCCUGAAAUCGCUGAAUCAGAUACUGGUGAAGGAGUCCUUUGAGCGCCGCCAGCAGGUGGAGUCGCUUGUUCAGUCCAAGGCGUCUCUGGAGAGUGAGUUAACUCGGUCGAACUCGGACAAGGAGGGGCUGAUGUCCGAGUUGACUCGGCUGGGUGAGACGGCGGCGGCGCUGGAACUCGAGAGGAGCGUGGUGGCUGUUUUUGUUGCCGAGCAGGUGGCGCAGAAUGGGGAGGUGUUCGAGCGUGAGGUUAAGGGUUUGGAGAGUGAAUUGAAGGGUUUGAGAGGAGUGAUUGGUGAAAAGGAGAGUGAGAUUGGGAGUUUGACUGAGAAGCUGAGUGAGAUCGAAGGUGAAUUGGGAAACGAGAGGGCGGUUUUGAAGGGUGUUUGUGUUGAGAGGGAUGAAAUCAAGGGUAAACUUGAUUUACAGAUUGAUGAGAGCAAGGGUUUGAAGGCGAAUUUGAUUGAAUUUGAAGAGAAGAACAGGGUUAUGGAACGAGCGAUUGGAGAAUUGAGAAGCACGUACAAUGCUGUAUUGGGUGAAAAGGAAGAGAGGGAGAUGAGGAUUGAGUCGAUUCUGAGGGAGAAAGAUUCGAUCGAGAGGAGUUUAGUGGAAUCCAAUAAGUUGGCAGAAAAUUUGAAGGAAGAACUUUCCGGAGUUGUAAGAGAAAAGGAAGGAAUCGAAGAGGAGAAAAAUGCGGAAAUUAUUAAAAGGCAAGAGUUGGAGAAUGCAGUGAGUGGACUCAACGAGACGGUGGUCGAUUUGCAAAAGGAGGAGACGAAAUUGAACGAGUUUGUGGCCGAGUUGGAGAAGAAGUGUGUGGAAGGUGAAGAGAGGCACAAGGAUAUGGUGAGGGAGAUUACUCAAUUGGUGGAAGAAAAGAAGUCGAGUGAGGAAAGAAUUGAGGGAUUGACCGAUGAAAAAACGGCUAUUGGGAAGGAUUUGAAAGAGGCGUUGGAGCAGUUAGCGGAGCAGAAGCUCAAAAUCGAGGAAAUGGUUAAUGAGAAGAUUGUCGUACUGGAGGCUAAAGAUACACUGGAUAGUGAAGUUAGGGAGUUGCAAAACCAAGUUCUUGAACUGAAGGCUGUUGUUUCGAAAUUGGAGGAAAAUAAUCGAGCCGAAGCGGAGAAGAUCAAGAAUUUAGAUUCUGAAGUUGGGGAAUAUAAGUCGAAGCUUGAGGAGGUUAAAAUUAAGAGGGAUGAAAUGCAGAAAAUUAUUCAAGAAGAGAAGAAGAAUGGUGUUAGAUUGAACGAAAAGAUUACCGAGUUGGAGAAUAAAGUCGAGGAAAGCCUCAAGGCGUACGAGGAAUUGAAGGCCAAGAACGGUUCGAUAUUUGCUGAAAAGGUGGAGCUAGAGAGCAAGUGCGAAAAGCUGAAGAAGGGGAUUUCGUCGUUGGAAAAUACGAUAAUCGAGGCACGGAACGAAUUCGAUUCGAUGAAGGUCAAAUUUGAAUCCGCGGAUGCAAACUCUGAGCUGGUGAUGAGUAUGUUGAAGGACACAGUGGCUUUUUGCUCGAAAGGGGAGGCUGACGUGGCGGCGGUGGACGGUGUUGUUAUUGGUAAUAAAAACGGUGGGGAAUCGAAGGGUUGUGUGGUGGAAUUAGAGAUGAUAAAGAAUGCUUUCAAGAGUAAAAUGACUAAAGUAGAGACGAUGAAGAGGCAAAUGGAGUUGCUCCAGAAUUCGGUGGAAGAUGCGCACAAGAAGAAGAGCUUUUGGACGGUUUUGUCCUCGGCGACGACUCUCUUGGCUGCGAUUUCUCUUGCGUAUGUUGCUCGUGGUCAUUGAUUUGACUUUCUUGUUUUGAUGAUUAUGGCGAAAAUCGAAGUGGGAAAAGUUUUUUUUUGGUGCCUAACUAGAGAAGAGUACGAUGCUUUUAAUCUAGGUGUUUUUUUUUUCGACGUUUCGUUUGUGCAAUAAGCGAAUUCUUGAUGGUGAUAUCGAGACUUUGUUAUUGGUAACAAGUAGAUGAGUAACAACUCUUUGCUUUCAUCUUCCUUUGUAAUGCAGUUGCUUUGCUAAAUUUUAAUUCUAUGUUCUUGUUUUCGGAAAUGCUGUUUUCGGAAACUCUCUUU